AUGAGAAUCUCCAGGUCCAGAUGCCUAAUCCUUUCAUUUAUCCUCAUAUGCCGGCUGAUCCCAGAAGUCACAGUAGAUGCUGAAGAAGCCUCAGAUGGUCUCAGCAAGACCCGGGAACCCAUAUGGCUCACAGAUAUCCCAGCUACCGAAAAACUCAUCAAUGCUGCUGAAGUCGCCGUCAUAGGCUUCUUCCAGGAUUUAGAAGCACCGAUAGUGUCCAUAUUCAGCAGCAUGGCACAACAGUUCCAAGACGUAUCGUUCGGAAUGAGCAACAGCUCUGAGGUUCUGAGCCACUACAACGUCACCAGAAACAGCAUCUGCCUCUUCCGAAUGGUUGAUAAUGAGAAACUGCAUUUGGAUGCUAAAGACAUUGACAGCUUAGACGCCGCCAAGUUGAAGCAAUUCAUUUACGUGCAUGGCCUCCACUGGGUGACAGAGUACAGUCCUCUGAUUGCAGCUGGCUUAUUUAACGCCAUGGUUCGGACCCAUCUGCUCCUGAUAAUGAACAAGGCUUCCGCAGAGUAUGAAGACAGCAUGCAGACAUACCGGAAGGCAGCUAAGCUCUUCCAGGGAAAGGUUCUCUUCGUUCUGGUAGACAGCGGCAAAAGGGAGAAUGGAAAGGCGAUAUCCUACUUCCAACUAAAGGAGUCUCAGCUGCCCGCUCUCGCCAUUUAUGAAACCGAGAAUGACAAGUGGGAUACACUGCCCAUCACAGAAGUUACAGUGGAGAAAGUCCGGGACUUCUGUGACGGCUUCUUAAAGGGAACACUGCUGAGAAAUCACACAGCUGAAGAAGAUGCCAGGAAGGAGGAGCUCUGA
Molecule: messenger RNA, 819 nt
Organism: Microtus oregoni (creeping vole)
Lineage: Eukaryota; Metazoa; Chordata; Mammalia; Rodentia; Cricetidae
Gene: Erp27
Product: endoplasmic reticulum protein 27
Exons: 7
Coding region: 1-819 (272 amino acids)
Biological process (GO): protein folding; response to endoplasmic reticulum stress
Cellular component (GO): endoplasmic reticulum
Source: RefSeq, a predicted model, not a curated record